AUGUCUUUCUUAGCUGCAUCUGAAGACACAAUGGUAUUUGAACUGUGGCCUAAGGCAAUGAAGAAUGAAAUUCGGAGAUUGCAAGGAGAUAACGACUACGCAUCAUGGGAAUUAUUCCCGGCCUCAUUGCAAGAUAUGGCGAAAUGGGCAGACGUGUAUCAAGACCACGAACAAAGAGAUAAAUCGAGAGAUCGCAUUCUGAUCUACAAAGAAGUCCCAGACGCGGAACCAGGCACAAUAUAUCCUGUGGCCAUUCGCCUCCACGGCAUUUUGGGCAAAUUUCGUGUGGAAAGGUUCAGAAACUGGUCUGGGCGGGAAGCAGACGUAGCUCGUGCAGUCCAAUAUAGGGAUCAACCCCGAAAAUCAAAAGAGCCCGCUCUUACGGCAACACAAGAUCCAGAAGGCAGAUACAUCUGUGUCCAAGACCGCUGGAAUGUUGUACGUCCCUUGACUGUUGCCAACUUGACGGACGCAGGCAAGGUUGUUCCUAUGGACGCUGUGCUCUUGACAGAGGGCGAUUUCGUGGAUGUUGGUGCCGAGCUGGAUUUUGUGUUGAGUCGGGAUCGACAGAAGGGGACGAGUCUGAAAUGUUUUCUAACCUGCACGCAUGUCGUGCGAUUGAUUCCUGCGCACUAUGUUUCAGAUUUGAUGCAUAAUGAGAAGAGAGCUGAUCGCAAGCAUACCACUACGCCGCCACCUCAGGAAAGAGCAGUGAAGAAAGCCCAUACGACAUUAUACUUCGAUGACGAAUGA
Suillus fuscotomentosus is the source of this 753-nucleotide messenger RNA. RefSeq lists its product as uncharacterized. The coding region runs from base 1 to 753 and encodes 250 amino acids. The record is from RefSeq and is a predicted model, not a curated record. NCBI's taxonomy places the organism in Eukaryota, Fungi, Basidiomycota, Agaricomycetes, Boletales, Suillaceae. The transcript is spliced from 5 exons.